GAAAGAUAACUCUCUCUAUUACUAUUUCAUUAAAAUUUGAUCAUGACAGACUGGACCAAAAUUCCAAUUAAAGGAAUUCUCUUGGACAUAACAGGGGUCCUUUAUGAAAGUGGAGGUCAAGCCAUUGAUGGCUCAAUUGAUGCUGUAGCCAGAUUAAUGAAAAGUAAGAUACCAGUGCGAUUUUGUACAAAUGAAACAUCAUGCACAAGGAAAGCAUUAGUAGAGAAACUACAUAGAUUUGGGUUUUCUAUGGAAGAGAAAGAUGUAUUCCCUCCUAUACCAGCCAUGUCUUCUAUUUUAAAACAGAGAAAACUUCGACCAUUUACCAUCUUAAAACCAGAGGCAAUGGCUGAUAUGAGUGAAAUAGAUUGUUCAAAUCCUAACUGUGUAGUUAUUGGAGAUGCUACGACAGAAUUUUCUUAUGAAACCCUUAAUAAAGCCUUCCAGUUAUUAGUUUCAUUAGAUAUGCCAUUACUAUUUUCCUUAGGCAGAGGUAAAUAUUAUAAUGAGAAUGGUAAACUGGCUCUGGAUGUUGGAUGUUAUAUGAAAGCACUAGAGUAUGCAUGUGAUAUCCAGGCUGAAAUAGUAGGCAAACCAUCCAGAAGUUUCUUUAAUGCUGCUUUAGAAGAUAUGUCAGUGUCAGCUGAUCAGGUGGUGAUGAUUGGUGAUGAUGUUGUAAAUGAUGUAGGGGGAGCUCAAUCUUGUGGUAUGAGAGGUGUUUUAGUCAGAACAGGAAAAUACAGAUUUCAAGAUGAAAAUCACCCAGAAGUUAAACCUGAUGGUAUUGUAGAUAAUUUGGCACAAGCUGUAGAUAUGAUCUUAAAGGCAUUGUAGUCUGGUUUCUGUGUCAAAUUUUCUAUCCUUGAAAAUAAUCCUUUUAUUUGGUGGCCAGAAUAAUCAUUAAUAAUCAUUUUUCUGGAUUGAGGUUGUUACAUAAUAUUGAAGUAACUUAAUUAUGAGCUGGGCAGGUCAAAUUAAUGUCAGACUUGUAAUAAUUAACAUUUUUUUUUGAAUGUUUAUUCAUUUGUAAAGGUGAUUGAUUUGUGACUGACAGACUGACAUUUUCAUCCACAGCCAUACAACUAAGAAACAAUCUGAUUACUAAAUGGGGGCAGUUUACCUUAAAAAAUAAGAGAGUUGCACUCCGAGAUGAGGCUGAAAGGGUUGAAUCUUGCCUACCUCCUAAAUUCACCACUGAUCAAGACCUCAAUUCAAACAAAGGUCAGUUUCUGGAAAAGGUGCAUAUUCAGAGUUUUCAAUAAAAAUUGUUUUCUUUAUUACUUUUAUCAGUUACUUUUUUAUUGGUGUGAUGGUGAUUGCUUUAAACAGCUUUGAUUAAAAAAUUGUUUUAACACUGUUUGAUCUAGAUUUGUGUAAUUUUUGUUAAUUUAUACAUUGUAAAAAAGAUUACUAAAAAUUUGUAUGCCUUAAUUUUAAUCAUCAGAAAUACAACCUUUAUGUAGGUAUUUUGUAC
Molecule: messenger RNA, 1474 nt
Organism: Lottia gigantea (owl limpet)
Lineage: Eukaryota; Metazoa; Mollusca; Gastropoda; Lottiidae
Exons: 7
Coding region: 43-834 (263 amino acids)
Biological process (GO): dephosphorylation
Cellular component (GO): cytosol
Molecular function (GO): phosphatase activity; inorganic diphosphate phosphatase activity
Source: RefSeq, a predicted model, not a curated record